AUGCUCGUCGACACGGACACAUCGGGCCGUCAUCUCACUGCCGGCAAGGCCGGUGCAAUUCCCUUCUCCCGUACCGACAGUCUUUCGUCGGCGGCUCCUUCAACCGCCUCCAUGUCGACCCGCACAAUGACGUCCUCCGACCCCACGACAAAUUCGUUCGAUGCCUCUCGCCCUUACUGCUUGCGCAAUGGCCGCACAUAUCUAUCAGACCCGUCAUUGGCAUACCCGUUGCCUGUUGACCUGAGCGAGAUCCAUCGCCAGUCAUUGCGCACACUGCUGCUCAUUCAGCUGUUUGGUUCGCCAAUCUGCUCUACAGCAUUUGCCAGCAAACCGCCUGGUCGUGUCCUCGAAGUCGCCUGCGGUUCCGGAUUCUGGAGUCAAUCGUGUCACCGGUAUUUCGCGCAACGAGGCCACCCAGAUAUCCACUUCACUGGCAUGGACAUUGGCCCAAUGGGGCAGAAUGCGGGGGACGUAUCUCGCGACAUGAAAUGGCGAUUCAUGCAGCACGACAUUCGCAACUUUCCGUGGCCGUUUGCCGAUGGCGAGUUCGACUUGGUCAUGGUCAAGGAUCUGAGUCUGGUCGUGACGUCGCCGCACGCGCUGCAGAACGCCAUUGAAGAAUAUCAUCGCAUUCUUCGCCCCGGUGGCACUGUGGAAUUCUGGGAUAGCGACCACCAGAUCCGCAUGUUGCGGCCCCACGCCGCGCCACAGUCUGGCAACACCGAAGACACCGCCACUGUCGCCUCGCUCGGCGCGUAUCCCAUUUCGGCAAAGACCCCUUUGAGCGCGCCGCUGAACAACUUUCUCGUCGAGUACAACAGUUGGGUUCACCGUGCACUCGAGUCCCGCAAUCUGAGUCCUGUGCCUUGCACUCUCAUCGGUCCUAUGCUCAUCCAGGAAUCCGAGGAGCUGACUGACAUACAAAGCAAGCGCCUGGCGAUCCCACUUUCUGAAGUUCGCUGGGAGCGCGAGGGCGUCGGCGGUGUCGUGACCAAGGACGGCAAGUCGUUCAUCAACUCUGGCAAGGGCAAGGGCAAAGACAAACCGGACGAGCAGAAGAAGACGUUGACCGAGGCCCAGGCGGCGCUCCGCCGCACGGCCUUGAUGACCGUCGUACAGCAGAUCCAGAGCCUGGAGCCGAUCUUGCGCGAGGUCAGCGGCAAGAGCCAGGACGAAUGGGACGGCUGGCUAGGCAAGAUGAUGAACGAUCUCAUGAGGGAGAACGGUACGAGUUGGGGAGAGUGUUUGGAAGUCGGUGCCUGGUGGGCACGCAAGAGGGAGCGAUGA
Messenger RNA from Colletotrichum scovillei, 1287 nucleotides. RefSeq names its product methyltransferase domain-containing protein. The record is from RefSeq and is a predicted model, not a curated record. NCBI's taxonomy places the organism in Eukaryota, Fungi, Ascomycota, Sordariomycetes, Glomerellales, Glomerellaceae. The transcript has a single exon. Bases 1 to 1287 code for a protein of 428 amino acids.